Molecule: messenger RNA, 1344 nt
Organism: Dictyostelium purpureum
Lineage: Eukaryota; Evosea; Eumycetozoa; Dictyosteliales; Dictyosteliaceae
Product: GDP-mannose 4,6-dehydratase
Exons: 3
Coding region: 87-1154 (355 amino acids)
Biological process (GO): GDP-mannose metabolic process
Molecular function (GO): GDP-mannose 4,6-dehydratase activity
Source: RefSeq, a predicted model, not a curated record
AAAAUUAUAUUUAUUUUUUUAAUUUUUUUUUUUUAUGUUUAUUUUUUAUUGUAUCUAUUUUCUAUUUUCCAAUAUAUUCAAAACAAAUGUCAGAAGAGCGUAAAGUUGCAUUGAUUACAGGUAUCACAGGUCAAGAUGGAUCAUAUUUAACAGAGUUCCUCAUUGGAAAAGGUUAUACAGUCCAUGGUAUCAUUAGAAGAAGUUCAUCAUUUAAUACCAGUCGUAUUGAACAUUUAUAUCAAGAUCAACAUAUAGUCGGAAAAAAAUCAUUAACAUUACACUAUGGUGAUUUAACUGAUGCUACUAAUUUACUUAGUAUUAUUUCCAAAGUUAACCCAACAGAAAUUUAUAAUUUAGGUGCACAAAGUCAUGUCAAAGUAUCAUUUGAUAUGUCAGAAUAUACAGGUAAUGUUGAUGGUCUUGGCGCACUUCGUAUUUUAGAUGCAAUUCGUAGUUGUGGUUUAGAAGGCAAGGUUAGAUUCUAUCAAGCCUCCACAUCAGAACUUUAUGGUAAAGUCCAAGAGAUCCCACAAUCAGAAACAACACCAUUUUAUCCACGUUCUCCAUAUGCAGUUGCUAAACAAUACGCCUAUUGGAUUGUUGUAAACUAUCGUGAAGCUUAUAAUAUGUAUGCAUGCAAUGGUAUUCUCUUUAAUCACGAGUCACCACGUAGAGGUCCAACCUUUGUAACUAGAAAGAUCACUCGUUUCGUUGCCGGUAUUGCACUUGGAAAGAAAGAAAUUCUUUACCUUGGUAAUAUUAACGCUAAACGUGAUUGGGGUCACGCCAAAGAUUAUGUCGAAGCCAUGUGGUUGAUGUUACAACAAGAUAAGCCACAAGAUUUUGUUAUUGCAACCGGUGAAACCCAUUCAGUCCGUGAAUUUGUCGAGAAAUCAUUCAGAGAAAUCGGCAUUGAAAUCAAAUGGAGAGGAGAGGGCAUCAACGAAGAAGGUUACGAUGAAAAUACAAACACCGUUUAUGUUAAAAUCGAUGAAAAAUACUUCCGUCCAACUGAGGUCGAUCUUUUAUUAGGUAAUCCAACUAAAGCCAGAAAAGAAUUAAAUUGGGAAUUAAAAAUUUCUUUUGAUGAAUUAGUCCAAGAAAUGGUUGCAAAAGAUAUUGAAUAUUUAAAAAAUAAUGAUCAAUAUAAUUAAUAUUAAUAAUUAAUAUCAACACAAUCUUUAAAAUAUUAAUUCUAAAUAAAAUAUAAAUUUAAAAAAUAAUAGUUCCACAUAUAAAAAAAAUAAAAUAAUAAUUAUUAAAUAAACAAAUAAACAUAUAAUAAAUAGAUAAAUAAAUAAAUAGAUAUAAAGCAGGUAAUGUUUUUUUAAUAAGUAAGUUAAA